Molecule: messenger RNA, 2492 nt
Organism: Erigeron canadensis
Lineage: Eukaryota; Viridiplantae; Streptophyta; Magnoliopsida; Asterales; Asteraceae
Product: inactive protein kinase SELMODRAFT_444075-like
Exons: 8
Coding region: 167-2215 (682 amino acids)
Biological process (GO): protein phosphorylation
Cellular component (GO): plasma membrane
Molecular function (GO): protein kinase activity; protein binding; ATP binding
Source: RefSeq, a predicted model, not a curated record
UGCCCCCACCCACCCACUACAUCACCAUCAUCCAUCCAUCUAAGCUACUUGCCUUGCAGCAAAGGGUUGGGUUCAUCAUCAUCAUCAUCCAUAACGCUUAAUUUGUGAAUCCAGUAUAUCUAUAUCUAUUUUUUUUAUUUUUUUUUUAAUUUCCGGGCCAAAAUUGAUGUUCCCGCCAAGAAAAGAGCAGCAGGCUGCGGUUGUAAAAGCAGAACGAGAACGUAACAUGCCGGAGAAUGUGAUCGUUGCGGUGAGAGCGGACGAAAAGGUCGUCUCGAAAACGGCUUUGGGUUGGGCUCUAUCUCAUGUGGUUCAUCCUGGUGACUGUGUUAUCUUGCUUGCAGUAUUUCCUGGCAACAAAUCAUCUAGUAGGAAAUUAUGGAGGUGGCCCCGAUUAAAUGGAGACUGUCGGAAGAAUGAAGAUUGUGUAAAUUUACCUGAUCGAAUAUGUCAGAUCUCGGAGGCUUGUUCACGGAUGGUACUUCAGUUUCAACAUCAGUUCGAGGUCAUGGUGCAAAUCAAAGUGGUAUCAGGAAUACCUGCAGGUGCGGUGGCAGCUCAAGCAAAGUAUAAUGCAGUCAACUGGGUCAUAUUGGAUAAGAAAUUGAAACAAGAACUUAAACACUGCAUGGAUGAACUGCAGUGCAACGUUGUUGCGAUGAAAGGUUCAGAACCAAAAGUCCUCAAGCUCAAUCUGGGCCGAUCUGAUGAGCUCCAAACCCCCUUCUUUUCAGCAGUUUCCACACCUAUGGCGGACCCUGAAAAGCAUUUAGGCCACGGGGUAAAUCAUUCAACUCCAGUUAGCAGUCCUGAACAAACAUCCACAUUUUAUCCACAAUCUUCUGUUUUCCUUGUGUACAAACAAAACCCGCUUUUUGAAGGGAUGAUCAAAGGAAAACCAUCACAAGUCAACAAAACUAUUAACUAUGAUGAUCCAGAAACUGCAAUGGAUUCUUGUGGGGAAAGAAUCAUAACUCUCUCACUAUUAGUGCCUAAAAACAACAUUGUAAAUGAUAAUUCUAAAAUUAUUCGCAAUUCACAACAUUCCUACUCUACCCAUUUUGAUGAAAAUAGAUCAAGUAAAGUACCUAAAGUUAAUAUUUAUAGUUCUGGAAUUAGAGAGGCGGUUUCUUUGGAUAGAACAUUAUCAUUACCACCUCCCUUGUGCUCCCUUUGUCAAUACCAAGCACCCGCCUUGGUAAAGCCGUUGAGACAAUUUUCUUACACUGAGCUACAAGGAGUCACGGAUGGUUUCUCUGAUGCAAGUUUUGUGGCAGAGGGUGAGUUAUGGGUUGUUUACAAAGCAGUGUUGAAAGAUGGGCUAGUCGUUGCAAUCAAACAGUUAAAAUUUUCUGGGUCCCAUGGAGAUGUUGAUUUCUGCAAAGAGGUGAGAGUACUGAGUUGCGCACAGCAUAAAAAUGUGGUCUUGCUAGUUGGCUUUUGCAUUGAGGGAAAUCAAAGACUAUUGGUUUAUGAGUAUGUAUGCAAUGGCUCGUUGGACAUUCAUUUACACAUGAGCAAGAGAACAUAUCUAGACUGGCCAUCACGUCUAAAGAUAGCACUUGGAACAGCAACAGGAUUGCGGUAUCUUCAUGAGGAUUGUAGGGUGGGCUGCAUAGUUCACAGAGAUAUGCGGCCUAAAAACAUCCUGUUAACCCAUGAUUACGAGCCAUUGGUUGCUGACUUUGGGCUUGUUAGCUUGCACACUGAACAAGAUAUGUAUGAUGAGGAACGACCCGUUGGAACUUCAGGGUAUCUUGCACCAGAAUACUUCAAUGAUGGACUAAUAACAGAGAAAGUUGACAUAUAUGCAUUUGGAUUAGUACUUUUAGAGUUAAUUACUGGUCGAAGGACCAGUGAGUUACAAUGCAAGGCACGCAAUUUUUGGCAUGAUGUUUAUGCAUCACAGGAAAUGGAACCUGUACAUUUUCUUGCUUAUAAGCAUAAAUUGCUCGACACACGCUUAGGCUCUUAUCAACCUCACAAUUUUCCUCCUGCCUUACAUGCUAUUGGUCAUGCUGCCUCAUUGUGUCUUCAAAAGGAUCCAGAUUGCAGACCACCCAUGUCAAAGGUGCUUAAAGUAUUGGAAGGAGAAACAAGGAAUUACUUGAGUAUAGACGUGAAUUCCAAUGGUUGCAGAAGUGGUCGUUUGAGAGCAGCUAUUCUCAAUGCUCAAAUUGAGAGGAGGGGGCACUCUCGAAGACUGUCAUACUAAAAUGGUACAGUAUACAAGUGUGAAGAUUUGAAUUCAAUAUUUAUACUACUAUACUAGCAUUUGUAAAUGUAAAUUCCAUAUAUUCGCAGUCCUGUAACUAAAACACUGAACUACAGUGUCUAAGUAGGAAAGAUUGCCUUCGAAAAGAAAGAAGAAAGAAGAAAGAAUUAAAAAAAAAAAUAGGGGAAGGAAAAGCAGUGCAUUCAUACUGUCAUACAUACCAAAAAAAUAAUCUUCAUAAUCAUAAUUCAUAAAGUUUCAACUAUGUAUUGUAGAA